CUGGGGCUGGGGCCAGGCUCGGACCCGGCCGCCCUCCUGCUGUGGGUGCUGGGCUGCCUGGCUCUGCAGGCCCUGCUGGUGGCGGCCCAGAAGCUGGACGAGAUGGACCCGGUGGUCACCACCACCCAGGGCCGGGUGCGGGGCUUCAAGAAGGAGCUCAACAACGAGAUCCUGGGGCCCGUCAUCCAGUUCCUGGGGGUGCCCUACGCGGCUCCCCCCACGGGCGAGAGGCGCUUCCAGCCGCCCGAGCCCCCGUUGCCCUGGUCGGACAUCCGCAACGCCACCCAGUUCGCGCCCGUGUGCCCCCAGAACAUUCUGGAGGGCAGGCUGCCCGACGUCAUGCUGCCCGUGUGGUUUACCAACAGCAUGGAGGUGGUGUCCUCCUACGUUCAGGAUCAGAGCGAGGACUGCCUGUUCAUGAACAUCUAUGUGCCCACCGAGGAUGUAAAAAGAAUAUCCAAGGAAUGUGCCAGAAAACCGGGCAAGAAAAUAUGUAGAAAAGGAGGUAUGUAUAUGCACUUAAUAAAAAACAAAUGAACCACUUGUUCCACACAGGAAGAGAAACAAAACACCUUUCCCUCUUCUUCUUCUUGUUCCAUCUUCACAUAAAACACCUGUAAAGAGAAGGAUGCUGCCUUUAACCUAUUUUAGCCUGGAGCAACAUAUAUGCUGCAUUCACGCUCUUGAGAUUUUAGUUUAGUUUAGUUUAGUUUAGUGAA
Molecule: messenger RNA, 719 nt
Organism: Engraulis encrasicolus (European anchovy)
Lineage: Eukaryota; Metazoa; Chordata; Actinopteri; Clupeiformes; Engraulidae
Product: neuroligin-1-like
Exons: 2
Coding region: 103-537 (144 amino acids)
Biological process (GO): synaptic vesicle endocytosis; postsynaptic membrane assembly; presynaptic membrane assembly
Cellular component (GO): plasma membrane; synapse; postsynaptic specialization membrane
Molecular function (GO): neurexin family protein binding; signaling receptor activity
Source: RefSeq, a predicted model, not a curated record